UCUUUAGUAGAAUCUCGUUCGGCAAACAACUCUUUUUAGAGUUUCAAAAUUUUACAUAUUUCUAAAAACUAACUUACAGUUCCUGACCUCUCGUAACCCUUGCAUGGGCUCAUCGAUUCCAAAACGUAGCUAAAAUAAAUAAGCCAUAAUCUUUGGAAACCGCUAGUUUAGAAGCUUUUUGAAGUAAACAUGUCGUGCAACCGUUCUUUUGGACCUGGCCCUGGAGCCUACAACCUGCCCAGCACCUUUGGCUUUAAUAACUGCGACAAGAGGAUGCAGCGAAGUCCACAGUUCUCAUUUGGAAGAUCGUCGAGGGCGUGUAAUAGUCCUAGGUCCAUCCAGUAUGGACCCGGCCCAGCAGAUUAUCAUGUGGGCAAAGUAACGCGAUAUGGACGUCCUGCAUCGGAGGACUUCAAUGUUUAUCGUCGUCGCUAAUGGGGUGAAGGAAUUUGUUUAAGGAGUAGUACAUGACUGUGGUCAAGACUUUUUUGGCUAUCUAAUCAAAUAAAUGGAAAUAUUUACCCGAUUA
Messenger RNA from Drosophila mauritiana, 529 nucleotides. Its product is annotated as outer dense fiber protein 3-B. Lineage: Eukaryota; Metazoa; Arthropoda; Insecta; Diptera; Drosophilidae. The record is from RefSeq and is a predicted model, not a curated record. The transcript is spliced from 2 exons. The coding region runs from base 190 to 435 and encodes 81 amino acids.